This is a messenger RNA of Zonotrichia leucophrys gambelii, 2005 nucleotides long. It is a transcript of the gene RSAD2, whose product is annotated as radical S-adenosyl methionine domain containing 2. Lineage: Eukaryota; Metazoa; Chordata; Aves; Passeriformes; Passerellidae. Gene Ontology annotation, molecular function: 4 iron, 4 sulfur cluster binding; catalytic activity. The coding region runs from base 380 to 1450 and encodes 356 amino acids. Gene Ontology annotation, biological process: defense response to virus; positive regulation of immune response. The record is from RefSeq and is a predicted model, not a curated record. Gene Ontology annotation, cellular component: mitochondrion; lipid droplet; endoplasmic reticulum. The transcript is spliced from 6 exons.
CCUGCGAGCCGAGCCGGGUCGGAUUGAACUCAACCGAGAUCAGCCGAACUGACUCCAGCCUAAUCAAGUCCAGUCGAACCGUGCCCAGGCGGGUCCGAAACCGCAGCGCAUCCCGCUGGGUCCGAGCCGAGCCGGGUCGGAUUGAACUGAACCGAGACCAGCCAAACCGACCCCAGCCGAAUCAAGUCUAGUCGAACCGUGCCCAGGAGGGUCCGAAACCGCAGCGCAUCCCGCUGGGUCCGAGCCGAGCCGGGUCGGAUUGAACUGACCCGAGACCAGCCAAACCGACCCCAGCCGAAUCAAGUCUAGUCGAACCGUGCCCAGGAGGGUCCGAAGCAGCAGCGCAUCUCGCCGGGUCCGAGCCGAGUCGAGCCGAGCCAUGCAGCUGGUCCUGCUGGCCCGGCUGCUGUCCGUCGGGCGGGCGGUGCUGGCGGCGCUGCGAGGGCGCCUGGGCGCGCUGUGCUGGAGCCUGGCUCCCCUGUCCCUGUCCCUGCCACUAUCCCUGUCCCUGCCCGGCUGGCGGGACUCGGCCCCCCGGCCGCAGCGGGAGCAGGAAGGGGACGACGCGGCCCCGACGCCCACCAGCGUCAAUUACCACUUCACCCGGCAGUGCAACUACAAGUGCGGCUUCUGCUUCCACACGGCCAAGACCUCCUUCGUGCUGCCCCUGGAAGAGGCCAAGCGGGGGCUGGCGAUGCUCAAGGAAGGAGGAAUGGAGAAAAUAAAUUUCUCAGGAGGAGAACCAUUUCUUCAGGACAGAGGCGAAUUUGUAGGCAAACUGGUCCAGUUUUGCAAGCAGGAGUUGGAGCUCCCAAGUGUCAGCAUUGUCAGCAAUGGCAGCCUGAUCAGAAGGCAAUGGUUCGAGAAGUAUGGUGAAUAUUUAGAUAUUCUGGCAAUUUCAUGCGAUAGUUUUGAUGAGGAUGUCAAUGUUUUAAUUGGCCGUCGUCAAGGAAAGAAGAACCAUGUGGAAAAUCUCCAUAAACUGAGGCAGUGGUGCCGAGAGUAUGCUGUUGCUUUUAAAAUAAAUUCAGUCAUCAACAGAUUUAAUGUUGAAGAAGAUAUGAAUGAGCAGAUCAAGGCACUGAACCCUGUGCGCUGGAAGGUAUUCCAGUGUCUGCUUAUCGAAGGGGAGAACAGUGGUGAGGAUGCUCUAAGAGAAGCAGAAAAAUUUGUUAUCAGUGAUGAAGACUUUGAUCGAUUCCUGGAUCGCCACAAAAAUAUCUCCUGCUUGGUACCUGAAUCUAAUCAGAAGAUGAGGGAUUCAUACCUUAUUCUGGAUGAAUAUAUGCGUUUUCUAAACUGUAGAAAUGGGCGAAAAGAACCUUCCAAGUCCAUCCUGGAUGUUGGUGUAGAAGCAGCUAUAAAAUUCAGCGGAUUUGAUGAGAAGAUGUUCCUAAAAAGAGGAGGAAAGUAUGUGUGGAGUAAAGCAGAUAUGAAACUGGACUGGUGACUCAGUAUACUGAGUUAGAGCAGUGCAUUCUGUGAAAAUAGGUGUAUCUUAUAGGUGAGUGUAUACUUGUAUCUAAUGCUUUUAAUUACACCUGGUAUUUUACACAGACUGAUGUUCAGUAUAACUGUACAUGUGAAUAUGUUACAUGCUUUUUAAAUGCAGAUUACAUUGUCCAUUACUUUCUUGAGCAUGACCAAAUACUUUCAGAGCUUUUACAUGAACAGAUCUCUGAAAUAAACUUUGUAGUGCACUGCACCUAGGACUAAAAGGCAAACUGUUUUUAUAAAAUACUACAUGAGUGUGCAUGCCAGAUAAGAAGCAAAAAAACAUCCCAAACUCUAAUUCAUUCUAAAUAGCUGCAAUGCCGGAAAAGUCAAAAUUCUUAUCUGGACACAUAUUCUGCCCGUUUCUCAGGGCAAGAUGGAUUGCAGUUCCUGGGUUGAUCACUGGAGGGCCAGCUGGCAGGCCUCUGGAAGCAACUUCUGCUUUUUUCAGGAGUAAUAGAGGGUCAGAAUCUGGGAAUCAUUAAGUAAUAACGUAUUUAAAAGAAAAUUA